CCAAAAUAGAUUUAUUUAUAAAAUAAAAUGGUUGGCUUCUCGUUACGAUUUUUGAUGGCAAAAAAAACGGCGCUUCUUCUGAGGAGGAAACUGCCACUUCGACGACGGAAACAACCUGAUCUAACCCUAACAUCACGGAUUCGACGACGGCGGAUAGAACCGUCACUGCAUCUUCCUUUGGAUCUGGUUGCAGAAAUCCUGUGUAGACUUUCGGUGAAACAACUGAGUCAACUCCGUUGCGUCUGCAAGUCAUGGAAUUCCCUUAUCUCUGAAGAUUGUAAUUUUGCUAAGAAGCAACUCCGCUUGUCAACAACAUCAUCAUCAUGCCAAGACCACCGCCACCAUCUCUUCCUAAAGUCUUCUCAGUUCCUUCAUUUACAAUGCCCAAUAUCCAAUAUCUUCAUCAACUCCAAAGACGCUACUAUUUCCAGUUACUAUCUUAAAGAAGGAAAAUCUAUUGGUGGUUAUGUCUCCACUUGUGACGGUAUACUAUGUUAUAUGAUAGAUAAUUCUUCAGUUCUUUUGUUUAACCCUUCUAUUAGAUCUAAAUUCAUAAUAUUGCCUUCUUUGAAAUUUCCAGAAGAGACGAUUACUUCAAUCUCAUAUACAUUAUUGUAUGACCGUUUCGUCGAUAGUUAUAAGGUUAUUGCUUUUAAUGCCCUUAGUACCAAAAGAGAAGUCAGUGUUCAUAUUUUGGGUACAGAUUAUUGGACAAGGAUUCAAGAUUUUCCAAUUCUCGAGUCCGGCCAAUCAUUAUUGGAUAAUCGGGAGGGAAUAUUUGUGAGUGACUCUGUUAAUUGGUUGGUAUCAGAGUUCAUUGUUUCUCUUGAUUUGGAGAAUGAGUCAUAUCAAAAGCUUUCACUACCUCCCGUCUCUAAUGUGCAAUUAAGAACUUCACGUUUUGUUACCUUAGGGACAUUGAGGGGUUGUUUGUCCCUUCUUCUUAGUGGGAAAUGUUUUGCUGAUGUUUGGAUUAUGAAAGAAUUUGGUAAUGAAAAGUCUUGGACUAAAUUGUUAACUGUUCCUUACUUUAAAGAAUGGGGCGUUCUUCGCAUUAACAAGAGAAGGGUUGAUGUCCUAUAAGCAAUUCAUUCAGGAGCUUGAGGAUGAUAUACUACCAGCUGAAGCAGAACAUAAAUAAUCUUUUGCAUUAUCUCUGAGAAUUCAAGUUAUGUCAGAAAAUUUUCUGAUCUUUCUUGACAAAUGACUUCUGAUUGAUUUUUCUAGGUAUCAAGAAUAUAGAUCAGAGUACAUUUCUACCCAAAAAAGAGCUUAUUUCAAUGCUCAUAAGGAUGAGGAGUGGUGUAUGCUCUAAAGAAUUUAGUUUUCAAUCUUUAAAUGUUUACUAUGAAGGUACGAAUCGCCAUAUUUUUUGAAGUUCAACCAAUCUGAUUUCCUUUUCUGUUUCUUGUUUUACCUUUUUAUAUAGGUUGAAAGAUAAAUACCAUCCAACAAAUUUUCUUAAAGUCAUUGAAAGGAGGAAUGAAAGGGCUCGACAGCUGGCAAAAGAUUUUUUGCUUGAUUUGCAGAGUGGAACUUUUGAUCUAAAUCCGGGUUUAAGUGCCUCUUCAUCCAGCAAAUCAGCGCACGCUAGCGAACCAAAUUCAGAGGAGGAAGCAGAUGGCAAAAAGAAAAGACAUGGAAGGGGUUUUAAUAAACAAAGUGAUUUCACAGCUGCUCUAAAGACUCAUCCUAUCAGUUCGAAUACAAGCAGAUGUUCAACUUUCUCAGGCCCUUGUUCGCAAGCUUGAUGCAGAAAAGGGGAUUGGAGAUAAUAUUUUAUGCAUCAGUGAUCAUAAUAAAAGUGGUGAUAAGUCUCACAGUGGGUCUGUGGGUCCAGUUGUAAUUAUACGAGGCCUAACAACUGUUAAGGGUUUAGAGGGUGUUGAGCUUUUGGACACACUUGUUACAUAUCUGUGGCCGAUUCAUGGUGUAGAUUAUUAUGGGAUGAUUGAGACUAAUUAGGCUAAGGGUUUUCUGCAUGUCAGGGCAUUAAGAAACAGGUAAGUCAGGGUCUGAAUGGGAAAAAAUUGAAUGGUCAGGAGUUUAUAUCAUUUUGGCUCAAAAAUAGUUAAAACAAUUCCCGUUCAACUCACAGAUGAAGAAAAAGGAUUUUACUUAAUAGCUGAACAUCGUGUUAAAGAGAAACUAAGGGAUAUGAAACUUAGUAACCAACCACUCGAGGAAGAAAGAGUAAAGAAACAACAAUUUCUCGAUCUAGAACUAUGCAUCCUAAGGCUUCGAGAAAUGCUUUCAAGCAUUCCAUUAGCGGUGAAAAAAGGCGAUAUACAAAGAAAUUCUGAACUCAUGGAGAAGAUAAAUACUAAGCUUGAAGAAAAGGAAGCAGCAUGUCCCAUCUGUUACUCUGAGUUGAAGUUUAUUCCUGUAGUAUUCAUCACCAAAGAAUGCAAACAUAUCUUUUGUCAACUGUGUAUGGAAUUUUUUUGUCGUAAAGAUAAAAAGUGUGCUCUAUGUCGGAAAGAGCUGCAUGAUGAUGAUAGUGUUUUUUCAUCACCUUUCAACUGUCCUGAUAGCACAAAAGCAGAUGUAAUGCUUAAUAGCCUAGAAAGUAAGUCACUGGUUAUUUCAAAGUUUGAUCGAUUGUUAACCUGGCUUGAAAGUUUUUUAAAAGACAAAGGGUUUGAAGAUCAUAGAAUCCAUGGGAAGAUGGAGGCUGAAGAGAUAUUAGAGAUAGCUCAAAUGUUUCAAAACUCUUCAAGUGAGGAAAAUAGGGUUUUAUUAGCAAGUUUCGAAGCUAUUUCAGGUGAGAUGGAUAUCUCUUCCAUCCACCAAGUUUUUUUUAUGGAGGCAGUGAAAAAAAAAUGUAGAAAAUGCUGUUAUAAGUCACAUCACAGGAGUUAAAGGAAAAAGAAAUGAAAAAUUUCACGGAGCUUUUAGAUUGGUGGUUGAAGAUGCAAUUGAAGGAAAAAUUGUUGGAUUGAAAGGGACGGUAGAAGCUGGAUUCAAAGAACUUAACAUGCUAGAAAGAGAAAAAAAUUUAACAUGAGGUGUCGAGUGAUUCUCCAGAAGAUUCAAAUUAUUGUGUGUUUUGUGUGGUUUGGAUUGAAACUCCAAUUUAACUUCUUUUGCAUUCUAUUCUAGUUUUGUCUCCAAAAUUUGGUAUGAUGUGUUCUGAUGGAUAGGUGUUGUUUGUUGGUCUGAGUUCGGCUUCUUGCAGUAAAAAGUUAAGAAGGGAUUUCUUCUGAUAUGGCACACAAAUAGGAAUCCGAUGAUCUUUGAUAAUCUGUCUUUUGAUUACAAAGAGUUAAUGGAGGAAAUAAAAUUUGUCUUGGAAGUGGAUUUUAAGUGGUUUGAAGACUAUACCUUGCUUGUUCUAUGAGGCCUGUAGUAUAUUGGGGACUGUAGUUAUUUUUUUUAGGAGUUUGCUAUACUGUUUGAUUGUGCUUGUUGUUUCAGUGCUAUUUGUAUCUACAUACUGUAUGUUCCUUUUUCUGGUCUUUUGGCUUAUGUUUUUGUGCCUCUAACAGGUUUGUUUUGGUUCAAAGUAAGAGAAUUAAUGGUUAGCUUUUGUAUGUUUAUCAGCAUGGUAUAGCUUUGGUUUUUGUGUCUA
This is a messenger RNA of Trifolium pratense (red clover), 3571 nucleotides long. RefSeq names its product F-box/kelch-repeat protein At3g23880-like. The coding region runs from base 28 to 1083 and encodes 351 amino acids. Lineage: Eukaryota; Viridiplantae; Streptophyta; Magnoliopsida; Fabales; Fabaceae. The transcript has 4 exons. The record is from RefSeq and is a predicted model, not a curated record. Gene Ontology annotation, molecular function: protein binding.